Pecten maximus is the source of this 1194-nucleotide messenger RNA. RefSeq names its product leucine-rich repeat-containing protein 20-like. Lineage: Eukaryota; Metazoa; Mollusca; Bivalvia; Pectinida; Pectinidae. The record is from RefSeq and is a predicted model, not a curated record. Gene Ontology annotation, molecular function: protein binding. The coding region runs from base 73 to 594 and encodes 173 amino acids. The transcript has 4 exons.
CCGAAGAGUCAAAAGAUAUUUGUAAACAAAGAUCACGUGUAGUAAUACAAGUUCAUUCAACAUCCUGUAAUCAUGGCUGCAGAGGCUGCUUUGGUUGCAAACCGUCUACAAGAAGCAAAAGAAAGCAAUAUAAUUGAUUUGACGAGUUGUGGUUUAAUGAAAGUUCCUGAUGCCGUGUACAUCUUCCUGAAGCACACACCUGUACAAUCAUGUUCAUUUUCAAAGAAUCAAUUAAAGAGAGUUCCACCACGAUUUCCCACAACAUUCAAAACAAUUCAAGAGCUGGAUCUGAGUGAUAAUAAUCUGUCCGAGUUCCCGGAGGAAAUGAGUGAGCUGACUUUCCUACAAACAUUGGACAUUUCUAGGAACCAAUUCACCUGUCUACCAGACAUUGUGUACCAAUAUUCUAACUUAAAACGACUGAAAAUCGACCACAAUCACAUCGCCGACAUUGAUGUUGAAAGGUUGCUACAAAUGCCUUCUCUCCAAGAAUUCGAUUUGCGCGGCAACCCGUUAACACCGGAAGUGGCAUGUCGUCUGCAAGAGUUAAAAAUCAAAGUACUGCUGGACAGGUUGGGAGAGGGGGAUACCUGACGAUAGUCUUAUUUAUAGAACAUUUAAUACAGAACACGUAUAGUACAAAAUAUCCGUAUACACAUUUCAAUGGUUAAAUAUGUUUUAGGUACUGUAUAUUUUUUACGUUUUAGUAAUCUACAUUGAGUCUUCCAUUAUCUAUAGAUAUUAGCACAAAAAUCUAAUGUUACAUCUCAAGAUUCUAUAAAUACACUGAAAAAAAUAUCAGUAUUAAAUAUAAACAUAUAGUACUUCUAAUUUUGUAUUGAAUAACAUAAUUUGUUGUAACAUUAAGCUUUGACGAUUGGUCAUUUUAUAUGUUAAUGCUUUAGUGCCAGUAUAUACAUACCGAUGAUGAUUGUUAAUUGAUGAAUAAUAUACAUGUCCUUAUCAUAUAAUUUACUCUUUAUACCUAUUUAUGAAUUAUAAACAAGUAUUGCUGUUGAUAUGAUGUGAUGUGAUAUCCGGUGUGUAUUGUUUGUAGCCACAGAUUUUAAUGCUAAUUAUAUUUUGAAGCAUAUUUUCCAUUGCCUUUUACAGCAUGGUCAGAUACCUAUUAUUAUGGUCACUUUUAGGGUGGUCACGAUUAUAAAAUUGAUAAUAAAAUGGCUAUUCCUUCAC